This is a messenger RNA of Lichtheimia ornata, 840 nucleotides long. RefSeq lists its product as uncharacterized. Bases 1 to 840 code for a protein of 279 amino acids. The transcript has a single exon. NCBI's taxonomy places the organism in Eukaryota, Fungi, Mucoromycota, Mucoromycetes, Mucorales, Lichtheimiaceae. The record is from RefSeq and is a predicted model, not a curated record.
AUGACAUCCAGCACACAUCACAUGAUGCGUUACGCCUCGCGUUUUAUCAAACUACGCACCACUCCUUUGUGGUCUGCAACUACUACUACUACGGAUGACCAUCUUGAAUUUAUUGAUCCCCGCACAGCUUCGGCUUCAUCAUUGUAUACAGCUGAUACCGAUGACGAGGAUGAUGAUGCUGCUUCACAGCUCACUUAUCUUUCAGAUCUCGUUCGCGAAAGUCGACUUAAGAAACGAAGGCAUAACUACAACUAUUGCGAUGAUGAUGAACAACCUACAUUAUCAUCAUCAUCCUUAUCCUUGUCAUCUCCUCAAGUCAAAAAGAAGAGACCGUUUUACGCAUCUUUUGCAUCCAUGUCCACCCAUUUGUUUCCGGUUGUUGACAAGGAAGAAGAGGAACGAAGCAAAGCAGCCACAACAAGACACAACAGCAUACCAACAGCUCCUAGGAUGAACAUGGCAUCUAUGCGUACGAUAAAAAGAAGCACUUACUCUACACCUCAUUUACCAUCAGCAUUCAAUCACAACAACGACCAUAGCCAACAAGAUGUAACAAUGAUGGUUGAUGAUGAUGACUCAAUUGAACCACCUUUAUGUCGUCGUGUUCAUUCUACACCAACCUCAUCCUCAUGUCUCGAUUAUCAUGAUGACGAUGAUUCCUCUUCCGAUGACGACGAAGAAGAAAUCAGGCCGUGUUCUACUGCAUACCUCAUCUCAUUACCACCCACAGCCGCUGCAGCUGCAUCUGUAGCACGGAAACGACGGUGGCAAUCAAAGCAGAGAUUAUCAUCAUCACCAUCAUCUUUGUGUUGUAAGAGCCAUUCCUUGUAUCAUCUCUAA